Messenger RNA from Helianthus annuus (common sunflower), 1005 nucleotides. Its product is annotated as protein FAR1-RELATED SEQUENCE 5-like. Bases 1 to 1005 code for a protein of 334 amino acids. Lineage: Eukaryota; Viridiplantae; Streptophyta; Magnoliopsida; Asterales; Asteraceae. Gene Ontology annotation, biological process: regulation of DNA-templated transcription. Gene Ontology annotation, molecular function: zinc ion binding. The transcript is spliced from 6 exons. The record is from RefSeq and is a predicted model, not a curated record.
AUGGAUAAACUCACUACAAAGAUCGGGGCUGCCCCAUGUUCAAAUACCGAUUUCAGGAAAAGAUUGUCUGCAAUUGUUUGGACAAAUUCUUUAUUGCCCGAAGCGUUUGAGCCUGAAUGGGCAGCUAUCUUAAAUGAUUUCGGUUUAACCGACCAUGAAUGGCUAACGUAUAUAUACGGGCUCCGUGAAUCAUGGAUUCCAGCUUACUAUCGCGAAGAAGAAAUGUCUGGACUUAUGCGGACGUCAUCUAGAUCUGAAAGCGAGAAUCAUUUUUUGGCAAGAUUAGCAAUCCAAAGUGCACUUUGGUUGAAUUUCUUAGCCACUUCGACACAACUAUCGAAGCGCAAAGACACGAGCAUCGAAAAACCGAUCAUGACACUCGAUACACCAACCCUUGUCAGAUUAGAUCAUGUCGGUGAUUUCAUUAGGUUUUCUAUUAAGGAUCUCGAUCAGCCAUGUUCUGCAUUCUUUGAGGUUAUGAUACGUGAGGAGGAUGUUACUAUUAAAUGUAACUGCAACAGGUUUGAGCAGUUUGGAUUGUUGUGCAGUCACAUUUUUUGUGUGUUAAGGAUUCUUGAUGUAAGGGAGUUUCUGAAACAAUAUAUAUUGAGGCGAUGGACGCUUGAAGCUGUUCCAAAUAGUUCCCCCGGGUCCAUUCUUAUGGAUGGCGGUGAUCCAGAUCGUUCGGAGUUUAUGUCAGUCGCUGACGAGGCUCAGAUAAAUGCACCUCCCAAGACACGACGUAAUCAAUUUGCUGAACUGCUGGGAGUUGCUCCAGUGAGCACGACCACUAUCCGUGUUCCAGUUGGUACCAGGUUCAAGGGUUGUGGUUCUCAUAAACGCCUCAAAUCUCAAAAGGAGCGAGCCAUAAGUCAGUCUGGAAGCACUUCGCGGAAUGCUGAAGGUAAUGCUACUACAAUCGGUGAAGGUGACGCUGCUACAGUUGUUGAAGGUGAUGGUCCUGGUUCAAAAGAUGUUGAUGAUGUGUUACACAUCAAGAAAUGA